GCUUUGAAUGCCAUUUCUCGACGCACUCUCUGUCUGUCACCAGCCCCCACGACCGAUGGAAAUUUCGCUUGUGAAGCAGCGCAGCCGGUCUGCGGACCACCCGCAGUUGGACCCUUUGGAUGCCGCCGCCAUGGGCGUCCGCCCGUACGGCACCGUCGUGGCGGUGGCCAUGACUCUGAACUACAUGAUCGGCACGGGGUGCUUUGGACUUCCCUUUGCGUUUGCGUCCGCCGGGCUGGGCCUCACCACCAUCUUCCUCGUGCUUGGAUUCGUGGGAGCGCUCAUCACGAUGAACUACACGUUGGAAACCAUGGCCCGUGCCGAAGGUGUCGUGUCCGCGCCCAAGGGAACGCUGCCAGACAACCGCCUCACGUACCGCAAGAUCGACUUCAGCGUGAUCGGCGACAUCUUUGCCGGGAGCAUGGGAUACAGCAUCGUGCAGACGGUGCUGGUGCUCUACUGCCUUGGAUCCCUCUGGUCUUACGCGUCCAUCUUUGCGUCGUCCAUCGCGUCCAUGGUGUUCACGUACGCGUGGGACGACUCGUGCGAUGCGUACGCGCUCGACGCGACCGUCGCAUGCGUCGACAUGUACUACGUCAGCAUGGUGCUCUUCUCUGUGGUUGCGAUCUCGAUGGUGCUCAUGGAUCUGGGAGACCAAGCCACGAUCCAGAAAUUCCUGUCCGUGUACCGCAUCGUCGCGCUCUUUGUGAUGCUUGUGACGCUGCUCAUCAAGCUUACGUACGACGUCGUCGCAGACCGCGUGGCAUCCCGCGAAGCAUGGGCGUUCAACUGGCACAACUUCAGCGCCGGGUUCGGCCCGACCCUGUUGGCGCUCAACUGCCAGUACAACAUGCCCGAUGCGCUGCAACCGCUGCACGCGACGGAGAAGUCCAAGGCCCGCUUGAUCACAUUUGGCGCGAUGACCAUUUCCGCCGUGUUCUACCUGCUGCUGGGGGUGCUAGGCGCCAUCUCGUUCGACACGGUGAACCCGCUGGCGAGUUUGAUGUGGAGCGACUUCACGGGCUGCGGCAACGGAUGGACAGCAUGUCCAUCUGGCAAGCCGACGUGGAUCGGAUCGAUCGUGCACAUUGUGGUUCUCAUGUUCCCCGUGGUGAAUGUCACGUCCACGUACCCCAUGGUGGGGCUGACUGUGGGCGGCAACAUUUUGACGUCGCUGCCCAAGGCAUGGACGGCGCCGUUGGGUCCGUCCCGCGCCCGCACCUUGUCGCGCCUGAUCGCGGCCGUGCCGCCGCUGGUCCUUGCGGCUAUCUUCAAGAAACUGGACGCGAUUUUCACCUUUGCUGGCUUCUUUGGGUUUGCGCUCGGCCUCAUCAUCCCGUGCUGGUUCCAAGUGAUCGGCAUCAAGUACUGCGAGCGCACGUUUCACUCGGACCUGGCGGUCCUGACUCCAUAUGGCCUGCCGUUGGUCAGCUCCACGACGUUCUCCACAGUGUUCUUGUACUUGACGUUCGUGGUCACGAUCGCCGCCCUGGUGUCGCUCGCAUUUUAGAUAGAUUUCCUCCGAUUCAUUCUACUAAUACUACUAAUCAACAUCUAGUACUACUAAUCAAC
Molecule: messenger RNA, 1572 nt
Organism: Aphanomyces astaci
Lineage: Eukaryota; Oomycota; Saprolegniomycetes; Saprolegniales; Verrucalvaceae
Exons: 1
Coding region: 8-1510 (500 amino acids)
Source: RefSeq, a predicted model, not a curated record